This is a messenger RNA of Planococcus citri (citrus mealybug), 1578 nucleotides long. RefSeq names its product trafficking protein particle complex subunit 13. The record is from RefSeq and is a predicted model, not a curated record. Bases 214 to 1404 code for a protein of 396 amino acids. NCBI's taxonomy places the organism in Eukaryota, Metazoa, Arthropoda, Insecta, Hemiptera, Pseudococcidae. Gene Ontology annotation, cellular component: TRAPPIII protein complex. The transcript is spliced from 10 exons.
AAAGUCAAAAAGUUUGAUAAGAAAUGAAAUGAUAAUUUUAUUAAUUUUUAUUAAAACUGCAUUAAAUUAAAACUAUUGAAAAAGUUGAAAAGUUUAAAACAAUUUUAAUUUAUAAAGCAUUAGACUCAAGACUCAAAGUACUGCUACAAUUACAUUCAUCAGAAAUGGUCCAUCUGUUGCUCUAAUUUCUAAUUUUGUAAUCCAGUCAUCAAAAUGGAAAUCAAAGAGAAAAUCGAACAUCCUCUCUCGCUGAAAGUGAUGAGACUCACAAGGCCUACUUUGAGUCCACCGGUCAUCGUAACUUGCGAAACUAAAGAUUUACCAGGUCAUUUAUUCAAUACAAAUUUAAAGAAUGAUAUCACAUCUGUUAGCGGAGGCGAAUCAUUAGCGGUCGGUCAGUUUCUCCUAGUUCCUCAGAGUUUUGGAAGUAUUUAUCUCGGGGAGACGUUUUCAUGUUACAUAUGUGUUCAUAAUGACUCCAACGAUAUUGUGCCAAAUGUAGUUCUGAAGGCGGACUUACAAACUACCACUCAAAGACUUCUCUUAAUUGAUAAUAACUCUUCAUCUGUACUUAAACCAAAGCAAACACUAGAUGAAGUUAUUCAUCAUGAAGUGAAAGAAAUUGGGACUCACAUAUUAGUAUGCGAAGUCACAUACUUGAAUCGCUUAUCUUUCAGGAAAUUCUUCAAAUUUCAAGUUUUGAAACCUUUAGAUGUUAAAACUAAAUUUUAUACUGCCGAAUCAGAUGACGUCUAUUUAGAAGCUCAAAUACAGAACAUUACCAACGGUCCAAUCUGUUUGGAAAAAGUCACCCUAGAAGCUACAGAUUACUUCAAAGUUUCAGAUCUGAAUAAAAUCGAGAGCAAAUGUUCUGUUUUUGGCAACGUUAAUGUGGUAGAUAAAGACGCUUCUAGGCAGUAUUUAUAUUGUUUGUCUCCUCAGCAAGAUUCCAUUUCAAUAUCCAAAGUCAAGAGUGAGGCUAUCAGUGUUGGUAUAUUAGAUAUUGUUUGGCGUUCGAAUCUCGGAGAAAGAGGACAUUUACAAACUAGCACUUUACAAACAAUGCGCACUGAUCGGGGAGAUAUUAGGCUAUCAUUGAGCGAAUUGCCCAACAUCGUUUUUCUCGAGAAACCUUUCAAAUUUGUGUGUAAAAUCUCCAACAUAUCGGAUCGUGAAAUCAACUUAUCCAUGAGUUUGGAAGAAAUGAAAAAUUUGGUAUGGUGUGGAACCUCUGGUAAAUUACUCGACACCAUACUACCUUUUCAAUGUACUGAAAUCCAGUUGAACUUGAUUCCAUUAGAUAUAGGCCUACAAGAAAUCAGCGGUAUUAGACUAAAAGAUACAGUAUCGCAGCAAUCUUAUAAAUUUGAUAACUUAGCCGAAGUAUUUGUCUUACAACGGUAAUAACAGUAUCCGGAAACGUUGUCGGUUUAUGUAUUUUGAAUAGAAAACAAAUUCCAGAUACCUUAUGAUUGAUUUUUAUUCAUGCUGAGUACAAUUGUGAUAUUUGAUAUAUUUCAUCAUUUUAUUAUAGUCGUUGUCUAUUAUAUGUAAUAAAUAUACCUACCUUGUUGUAAA